AUGCGCUGUUAUCACACCCACGCAGCCAGUUCACCCAACCAGAAUAAUGACCGUUUGAGUCAGAUUCGGCGCUUCAACCCGGUGUGGCUGAUACGGAGGUCGGCGAACGGCCGAGUCAUGUGCGACGUCAAGCUGCACAACCAUGUCGUUGAAGCGGACUCGGACUUUGACCACACGCAAGCGGCAAAAAUAGCGGUUGCCAAAAAGGCACUCAGCGUCGUGCAGUCGUGGCCUGUUGGUUGUUUUCCCCCGCCGCCUAGCCAGCAGACCUCGGAGCCACCCAGGUCCGCGAACGCGCCGCCGCCUCGAACAGUUGGCACCGGGGGCUCGCGGGCGGUGCACGGACGCGGCCGGAGCCUCCUUGCCUUGAACCAAGAGGGAGGCUCUCAGACAAUGGCGCCUGGGCUGGGAAGAUCCGCGGCCACGGCCACGGAGCUGGAUCGAGGAAGACGCGAGAACACGAUGACGGCCGCCAGGGGUGAUCGAGGGCGGGAGCAGGUUGAGCUGCUGGAGCAUGUACGCCGGGUCAUGGGCAUCUCGGUGCCCGACACAACGAGGGACAAUCCGGAAGCGGCUCGUGCCUUCCUGGAGGGCCUGGCCGUCGGCGCCCGCCUUGCCGGCGCCCGUGUUUCCGGGUUCUCCCUGAAAAGCCGCUCCAGAUCGCCCCUCCGCUCCUCGCCAGAGGCGUACCGCGCCCGCUCACCCCUGGGCAGGAGCGGGCGGUUGAGUCCGCCUCCAGGACACCGCCGGAGGGUGGCCGCGGGGACAGUAAGCUUGAGAAGGCAGUCCAACGGUGGAUGA
Thermothelomyces thermophilus ATCC 42464 is the source of this 801-nucleotide messenger RNA. RefSeq lists its product as uncharacterized. Lineage: Eukaryota; Fungi; Ascomycota; Sordariomycetes; Sordariales; Chaetomiaceae. The record is from RefSeq and is a predicted model, not a curated record. Bases 1 to 801 code for a protein of 266 amino acids. The transcript has 4 exons.